Messenger RNA from Calliphora vicina (urban bluebottle blowfly), 3512 nucleotides. RefSeq names its product wsck (gene Wsck). Gene Ontology annotation, biological process: protein phosphorylation. Gene Ontology annotation, molecular function: protein binding; ATP binding; protein kinase activity. NCBI's taxonomy places the organism in Eukaryota, Metazoa, Arthropoda, Insecta, Diptera, Calliphoridae. The coding region runs from base 860 to 3301 and encodes 813 amino acids. The record is from RefSeq and is a predicted model, not a curated record. The transcript has 3 exons.
AAAAAAAGUUAACACACUUUCAGUGUUUACGUUAAGAAAAAGAAACAGGUAGAAAAAAUAAACAUUAAGACAGACUACAAGCGGAGAGCUACAACAAAGAGAGGCUAAAACUCUGGGGUUAAAAUAAAAUGAAAAUUGAGUUAACAGGCAAAACAAUGUUUGUUUCUUUUUGGCUUAUUGAAAUUAUACAAAGGUGUAAAAAAAUAAAAAAAACAACAGUAUAUCGGUCAUUUAAAUAAUGAGAAUUUUAAAAAUAAAACCUUUGUCUCUCGGAGAGUUUAAACUCAGCUUAGUCACAGUUAACCCAUAACGAGCACAACUAAAAAACAUUAAUAUAUUUCUCAUGCUGUAUUUUAGUAAAGUUUUUACAAAUAAACCUUAAAAAUUCUUGAAAAUAUUUUCAUUAUUCUUGAUUUUGAGUAAUUAUUUCAUAACGGCUCUUAAAUGGUUAAUAAUGUUUGUUAACUAUGCUAGUCUUUCCAAGCGUAUUGGAGAAGAGUAAAAAAUCAUUCUGAACUGGUAGGUUUGAAAGUAAAAAUGUAUUAUUUUAUUACUGCUGUUGCUUCUACAAUUGCUGGUUCUUUGGUGAUCGCUUUUAUGGUGGUUUCAUAGAAAUAAUUAAACAAAAAAAUAAUAAAAAAAAACAAAUUGAAGACUACAUGUACAAAACCCCAUUGUGCUGUACUAAAAAACAACAUGAAAAGAAGAGGAAAAUUAAUAGAAAUUUCAAUUAAACACAACAUUUCAAAUUGAUUUACUAAAAAAAACAAAAAAAAAAAAAAACGACAACAGAAUACAGGAAAAUAUAACUAAAGAACUACAACAGUAUUACAAUAAUACAAGAGUAAAAUACACAAGUAUGGCGCAACCACGGUUUCAAGAAUGUUUUAAAAAAAUUAAAAACUACACAAAGCCAACAGUACCUGGCCACCGCCCUAAUUUUGGAAUACUAGCAGCAUGUUUCCUAAUCUUAAUGCUGCAAAGGAAUAUGGCAGUCACUUAUGGCCAACAGAUUUCGGGUAAUAAAUUUUCCCCAUAUUAUUAUGUGGGUUGUUUUUCGGCACGUUCUGAAGUUCUUACCGAAUCGGUGUUUGCCAAAAUGCCUCAAACAUGUGUGGAAAUUUGUGAAUUAAAGAAUAAUACUUAUGCCAUUAUGACAUCUGAAAAGUGUUUUUGUACCAGUGACAUAGUGGCCGAAGAUAGACAGGAUGAUAAAUUGUGUAAUACACCCUGUGUGGCCAUAAAAUCGGAAUAUUGUGGUGGGGUAGGAGUGCACAGUUAUUAUACCUACAAUACAGAUGCUUCACCAAAAGAUUUGAAACUACUAAAUGCCACAGAAAACAGUUUGAGUAUUAAUUGGAGGCCAUAUGAGGCCCAGAAAAUGUUCAUAGCGGGAUCUGAGGCACCACCCAUAUUAAGAAUAACCAAUUAUCUGAUACAAAUACAACGUUUACAUACCUACUCUUCACAAGCCUUUUUCGCUCAGCCUGAAUAUGUGGUGCAAGGCACAGAAAACAAAUUGGAAAUUACCGAUCUAUUGCCGGCCACUGAGUACAAUGUAACAGUGCGCGCUAUUUGUGAGGGUUUGCUGGGAGAAUCUGAAAAUUGCGGUUCCUCUUCCAUAGUGGGUACCACAUUAGUGGCAGAGCCCAGUCCCCAUCCAGCUCCACCAAAAAUCCUGCAAACAACAGACACCACUAUGACCAUACAAAUUAAACCCGUAAGAAAUGACAAUGGUCCUGUCACAAAAGUUUUAGUUAUAGUGGAGAGAGUAGACGAUUCGCUGUCACAAACCUUUGAUACCAGUUUGUUGGCCAGCUGGAAAAAGGCUGACGAAGAUGGUUUACCUUAUUAUAUUGCAGCUGAAUUGGAUUAUGAUCGUCCAGGAGAUAAUAAGACCAGGAAAUUUGUAGUGGGAGAUGGUAAACGUUAUGGUCGUUAUACCAAUCCGCCAUUGAAUAAUAAGAAUGCAGAUUUUCAUGUCAGUUUGGGUGUGAUCAGCACAUUAAACGGUUUAACCAAAACAUUAUACACCCGCAGUAGUCAUGAUCAGCAUACCACAUCCAUGGAUAACUUUACCUAUGCCACCUUUGAGGCCGGACAAAGUUCGGUGGUGGCAUUAAUUGUAACCUGUUCCAUCUUUGGCAUAUGUUUCAUACUCUCCGUCAUCACAUAUUUCUAUUUACGCUACAAACAAUAUCAAAUACGUUCGGGUCGGGGAAAUUCUCAUGAAAUGACCAUGCAACAGCCCAUAAUUGAAAGAGAAAAUAAUGGUUUUAUUGUGGAGGAUGAAAUGCCACCGACAGUGGAAAAUUUUAAAGAACAAUUAAAUGCUUUAGUGGAUAGAUUAGAUGUGAAUAAGAAAAUACCACGUAAUAAUUUGCGUAUGAAUGUCAAUGAUGUCAUAGCCGAGGGUAACUAUGGUGAAGUUAUAACGGGUAAACUAUUAAAUAACACUUUGCCCGAAUCAAGUGCGGAAUGUCAAUUGCAUGUGUUGUCCCUGGAUGAGCUGACGAGUACCGAUCAGGGUAAAUUGCUGCAGGAGUUUCGUAAUUUAACCAAAUUGCAACAACAUUCAAAUGUUUUGGAUUUCUAUGGGGUGUCAUCCAGCACCGAUUGGUUUUAUCUGGUGUUUGAGCAUGAAAAUGUUAGCUUAAAACGUAGACUAAUAGAGAGCAGAAGAGCGCCUAGUUCAGCCCUCAUGCAACGCAUUACUGCCUUGUCGGAACAAUUGAUACUACAGUGGAUCUAUGAGAUUGCCAGUGCCAUGGAUUAUUUAGCUAAAUCUAAAGUUAUACACAAACACUUGUCAUCACACUGUAUAUAUGUUACGGCUGAAAUGAAAUUGAAAGUAUCCGUGUUUGGCCCGACACCUUAUGUGAAUAAUCAGAAAAAGAUUGAUCUCACCAGAUGGUUGGCACCGGAGGUCUUAAGAUAUCAACAUUAUUCCUCAAAAUCUGAUGUUUGGUCUUUUGCUGUGGUGGCCUGGGAAUGCAGUUCAUUGGGAGCCACUCCCUAUGCCCAAAUAAAUAGCUCAAACAAAGUUCUAGAUGCUCUUAAGAGCGGUUCGAGACCAGCGCAGCCUGCUUUUGUUUAUGAAGAUCUCUAUCAAAUGCUAUUGAACUGCUGGACUUUGGAGCCGAGUGAACGUAUUAAUUUUGAAGAUAUUGCCUAUAAUGUUCGUCAGCUAAUGACUUCACCGCGUCAUGCAUUGAAUUUCGAUUCACCCAAAGAACAAGCAGCUAAUGAUGUACUCAAUUCAUUGCCCUUCUAUUUGCCCAUGUUGGAAAUGGAGAAUUAGGAAUGAGUGAGGUGGGAGGUAGGAGGAGGAGAGAAUAUAAAUCGAAGAUUAGAAACAUGAGGUUUCCCUUCAUAAGCUUUAAACCACAAAAAUAUAAUUAUUUAAAAACAAGAUAAAUACAUAUAUUAUAUUUAUAGUUUAGAUGUAGAUUUAAUAAAAAUGUAAUUUAUGUAAAUAAAAAGUUAUUCAAAAACAAAAAUUAACAAACAAA